AAUGUAGAUACAACAUAGAAAUCUGAUUAAAUUGAAAAGAAAGAUCAAGAUAAAAAUAAUUAUGUUUAACAUUUUGAAGAAUUAAAGUAGUAAUAAUUUGAAUAGGGUGAUGGAAAUUGGAAAUUAAAGAUAAAUGUAAAAUAAGGAUAAAUAUAAUAUAAUUACUAUUUUAGUGAAACAGAAUUAAAAGAGAAAUCAAUUAAUUGUACAGAAUUUGAGAAAGUUGCUUCAGAUUUAAUUACUAAUCUUAAAUUAAAUGAAAAAUCAAUUGAAGAUUAUAAAAAUUCAUCAACAACAUUAAUUUCUAUUUUGA
Molecule: messenger RNA, 313 nt
Organism: Paramecium sonneborni
Lineage: Eukaryota; Ciliophora; Oligohymenophorea; Peniculida; Parameciidae
Source: the annotation of a GenBank genome assembly